ACCUCGUCCUCGUUAUUUCAAGUGAGCGCUGAGGGAGAGAGGAGAGCAAGCUAGGUGUCUCGAGCGGAUUCACUGAAACAAGGCGCGCGGAGGGUUUAGCUAUUAGACCGUGCCUAUUUGUGUAUAUUUUGUCAAGUUUACACACACAUAUACACACACAGAGAGAAACAGAAAAAAAGAAGUGCCUGGAGAGAGCGGCGGGGGGAGGAAUAACCAAAACGCAACACGUAUCCGGUGGGAUCCCACUCCUGAGAGAGAGAGUAGCGGCAGGAGUUGGAGCGAGGGGUGCAAGGAAAGCAAGAGGGAGACAGAAGAAGAAGAAGAAGAGGGGAAAGAUUUGACGUUUCGCUCGUAACAACGUUUUCAAUUAAUAAAGAGGAAUAAUGAGGAACGUUUGGAUAAUUUUGACCCUCGGCCUGACCGUCGUCCUCUCCGGGGAAAGGAUAGCAGAAGCAGCCAAGACAUCCUCUCAGCCUGAUGACUUGUACCUGGAUGACACAGGCUCAGGAGGUUAUUACCCUGAAGAUGAUGAUGACUUUAACUCAGGGUCUGGCUCAGGUGCAGGUGAAGAAGUGGUGGAGGAAACGGCGACUGUCAGUACAGUUUAUUUUGAGCCCAAUGCAGCACAACCCACCCAGGACUCCACUAAAGAUUUCACCCCCAGGGUGGACACAGCCACGGUCAGAGAAAAGGCCAGAGAGAGCACACCCAGGAAACCAUUCAGAACAGAGGCACCAGUGCCAGUUACAGAGGACGUGCAGAGGAACCAGAUGACCAGUACGACUAGUGCCCCCGGCUCACCCCAGGAGGCCAUCGAGGUCCGCACUGAAAACCUCUUCCAGAGGACAGAGGUGUUGGCAGCUGUUAUUGCAGGCGGCGUGAUCGGUUUCCUGUUUGCAAUCUUCCUCAUCCUCCUGCUGGUCUACCGCAUGAGGAAGAAGGAUGAGGGCAGCUACGACCUGGGAGAGAGGAAACCCUCCGGCGCAGCCUAUCAGAAGGCCCCAACCAAGGAGUUUUAUGCAUAAAAUCUCACCCUCCCCUCCGCCAGAUUGACAAAAUCUCGAGUGACUGUCAAAAAAGAAAAAAAAAAAAAAGAAAAAAAGAAAAAACGCAGUCCAACAGCAAAUCUGUUCGAACACAAGAAGAAACAACAACAAAAUGUUCUCAAGUUGAUUAAGGAAAAAUAGCAUAAAGGAAAGGUUUUGCAUAGAGUAUUGUAAUUAAGACCUUUUCUUUCUUCUUUUUUAAAAAAAAUGAAAACCAAGCAUUUCUCAUUUUAUGGCAAAUCUCAGUGUAUUUAAACAUGUUGUGUAUUAUUUGAAAAGGCUGAAAAAAUAAAAACAGGAUCUGUAAAGGUGAGGAAACUGAUCGCAUCUGUCUUCUAUCAAAGGAGCUGUUUUUAGUCGCUGACUACUUUUAACUGUAGCAGUAUGUUACUUGUAAAGAAAAAAAAUUUAAAAGUGGAAAUAAUUGAAUAUAAUUAUUCUGUAUCAAUCCUACGUUCAUUUUUUUUCUUUUUAUUUUGUCCUAGCAUGUCUGAUGUUGAUCUCUUAAGGUGUAUUACAUUAAUUUAUCUUUUCUCUGAUGUUAAAAAAAAUGCCUUUGUAGUUUUGAUGAAGCUCUUUGGUCUUCAUAUUAACGCUGUUAACGGUCAAUGUAAAUGUUCUCCCUUCAGGUUAUAAUGUUUAUUAUUUGCUCUCACAUCCGUUUUUUUAGUCAAACGUGGGCGUUUCAUUAUGUCUUGUUGAUUUGUUUGUUCUCUUCUCGGUGUAGCCUUUUUUUUUUCUUUUCAACAGCGUUAUAUUUUCAUACCAGGAAAUUGGUCUUUAAAAAAUAAGUGUGUCAGGGCUCGAGACAAGUCACAAAAUCUUGCUUCUGUUUUUCGUCUCGCUGAACUUCUUUUCUAUUUAAAUGCAUUCUCUCUCACAUUGCACAUUCACUGCUUUUGCUUCCCACUGCUAUCCUGCAGCUUUGCGUGUGUAGUGUUUUGGGGUGAAGUUUCUUUCGCCGUGGCUUGUGGUGUUUUUGGCCUAUAGCCACCUACCUCCCCCUCGAUUUUACUGACUGCACCCAAACUCUGCUAACAUCUCUUUCCCCCCCUUCUCUUUCUCUCUUGUUUGCCCUAACCUCCCUCACUCCCACCUUCUUUUUAAUCAGACUGGAACACGGCCAGUUGGGCUGUCAAUACCCCCCCACCACCACUCUCUCUUUUUCCCACUCAGCUGUAUGGAGCCACCCGGGCAGCCUGGUGUUAUUGUCCGUGUCCCAGUGUUGAUGCUUUAGGCCCAAAGAUCUGCUCAGUGAAGGCCUGCUACUGCUUGGACACAAACAAACCAGGCCGGGGCUAAGUCCCCCAUCCAUGCAGAGCACAAAACUCUGCAGCAAACAACACCGGAGCCCCCCUUUCUAGAAACCUAGUUUCUCAGAGUGAGUGAUAAAUAAGUCUGCACGGAAAAUCUAAGACUCGAGUGUUACGUUUGAAAAGUUUUGAGACUUGGCUUGUUGAGGGCUAUUCAUGAUUUUCAGAGGUCAUUUCAAAAUAGCUUCGGUUGAAAGAUGAGGUUGUUUACCAGGUUUACAUCCUCCACAAGGUGUUUGUCUUGGUGCCAUUUUGCAUCCCCAAAUGAGUUUAACUAAACAAAAGGGCCACAAAAUGGCUGUUGCAAAAUAGCUACAUUAAUUGAAAACAAACAUUACAGUCAAAUGACAACAGGUUACUGUUCUCUCCUUAUUUUAAAUGUCGACAUUAACUUGCUCUCAAAAGACGUGUGUUUUGUCCGGCAGGUUUGUGAAGUUGCCUUUUUUCAGCAUGUACAGUAAUGUGAAGUAGAUACAGUAGAUGCUGUCACAUCGUCUAAACUCCUAACACCACCCACAUGCAGCUGUUCAUCCCUCUACCUCUCCAUCCCUGUUCCUUUCUCUGUGAUCCACUUUCAUCCUCUCCCCCCACCCAUCUCUGUCGUCCUUCCUCGUCAUAGGACCUAAGGUACUGAACUAUACUGAAAAACCCAAAGACUCACAGUAUUUCUACUCCCACCAUCUUCUCAUCCCCACUCCCCUCCACCAUGGCCACAUCAUGUUGUUUCCUGUCUCUUUUUCGUCACUCGUUUUUUCUCUCUCUCUCUCUCUAUUAGAGACCUGACCUUUGAGUCCAAUUGCUUAUUAGUAUAUGAAAAGAUAUAUAAAUAUAUAUAAAUGUAUAUUCACAAAUGUUUUAAACCUUCAAAGUGCCUACCAUUUGGAAAUGUACUUGCUCAAGGUGAGCAUGUGGCGGGUGUGUACACACAGGAGGGGUGUAAACGACUUGACUGGCAUUCUGUGAGCAUGGAUGACUGUAAUGGUAACUUUUUUUUAGUCUUACAAAAGCUGACAGUAUUGUACCUAUAAGUUGAAACAACACUACUGAAUAAACAUUGUGGCCUAAUA
This is a messenger RNA of Lates calcarifer (barramundi perch), 3426 nucleotides long. It is a transcript of the gene sdc2, whose product is annotated as syndecan 2. Gene Ontology annotation, biological process: cell migration. The coding region runs from base 384 to 1025 and encodes 213 amino acids. The record is from RefSeq and is a predicted model, not a curated record. Gene Ontology annotation, cellular component: cell surface; membrane. The transcript has 5 exons. NCBI's taxonomy places the organism in Eukaryota, Metazoa, Chordata, Actinopteri, Centropomidae.